AUAAGUGUAUUGUAGGGACAGGGGUAAACCUGAUAUAUUUGUGGAGAUGACACCAGUUUACAGAAAAUGACCGACAGUAACCAUCACCACGGACACUGAGAAAGAAAAUCCCGACAGGAAAAAUGUCGGCUGAGCUACCAUUGGUUACUUCAUCAGAAGAUACAGGGGACUACUUCCGGUGUGACCUUCAUGCAAAGCGCCUGGAGUAUCUGUGUGACACACAUGGGUAUCACGUGUGCGCGGACUGUGCGGUGUUCGAUCACAGAGACUGUAUCAUUGUCUCCACGAAAACGACAAGCAAACACAAGAAAUUAUCCUGCAACAUCUCUCCAGUUCUCAUACUGGCCGCACAUCGCAUCGGAGAUGUGAAUCCGAAACUCGGCCGACUCUUACAAAGUCGGGACGCAGUGUCGCUUACCCUAGACAACUAUUACCAGAAGCUUAGAGAUGCGAUCGACGCCGCUGAAAGUGAACAAUAUUCACAACUGGAUUUUCUCUUUAACAUAGAAGAAACCCGUCUCUUGGCCUGGAAGGACGAGUGUCAACAGCUGAUGGACAAAGCAAAGACUCGACUAGAGAGUGUCAGGAAAGGGGAAACAACUUCUAUUGAUAAAAUUACCAAGGAAAUAGGGCUCAUUAAGACGCACCUUGAAGAUAAUCUACGAGGAAAUGACACAAACGUGUCAUUCACUUUUGUGGGGGACACAGACUUUGACAAAGACGUGGAAACGUUUUCGCUGCUUCCGGGUAAAAUUGUCGUAAAGCACGAACCUUUGGUCACGCGUGCACAACCAGAAAGCAACGACGAGAAAGAGUGGACAGGAAUCAACCCGCAAUCACCUGCUAUUUUGUCUGAAAGUGAUUCCGAAAAUUUCGUGGAUAUUCCCCUGGAUGGAGCAACGUCAAACUCGAUCAAUAAAGGCGAUGCCGUGAAUAUCAAACUGCAAGAAGAAACGCAAGAUGACGUCGCUGAAAGACGAAGCUCAAGUUAUGAUGAAACAGCACAAGAAAAUAAAAUCCUUGAAUGUGUAGAUCCAUCUUCUUUGUCCUUGUCUACUCGUGGAAGAUCGAUGUCUGUGAUGAAUGCCGGGUACUCUCUCACUUUGAAGAGUUCAAUAAACGCGCGCAUGCCCAGUGACAACUCCCCCAGCUGGUUAACAGGUGCCACGUUUCUUGUUAACAACAGUAUAGCACUGGCAGACAGAAAGAACAAAAAAAUCAAACUAUUUUCAAGUGCCCUUCACUGUAUCUCCGAAGUGGUCAUACCGUCUUACCCUUUCGACAUUGCUCAGACAGGAGACUUCAACUUAGUAGUGACUGUACCCAGAAAUAAGCGCGCACUCUUCUUCCACUCAGAGGAUCUUAAAACGUGUCCAAUGUUUAUUGACACGGAGCAGACAUGUCUUGGUGUGUCUUGCUCAAAAGAGGUAAUCGCCAUCGUGUGCGAGACGUCAUGGACCAAAUCUAUCACCAUUAAACUAUACGACAAUUCUGGGUCCUUGACUCGUAAAGUCUCAAAGAUCGACGACAAUCGGGAAUUGGCAUUUACGUCUGAUUAUAUUUCUAUUUGCCCCGUAUCUGGAAACAUUGCAUUCAGAAAUGGCGUCAAUUUGUUUUAUACAACAUCAGAGGGUGAUCUUUUAUGGAAAUCUAUUAUUCCAAACCAGUUGCUGAGCAACAGCAUCAGAGGUAUCUCUAUCUUAAAUGGCGGCGUCCUCGUCGUGUUUGACGUAAGUGUGUUCUACGUCACUUCAGAUGGCCGACAGUGGAAGACGGUGAUGUCAUUCAGCAAGCAGAGCAGCCCAAGUGCAGUGUGUGUGAGCAGAAGCAAAAGCAGCGUGCUCAUCACACACGCAGACCCCUUCAGGAAUCGGUCGGAAAACAACGUCGUCGAUGUAUUCACACUAUCACAGAGGUUCGAAUGAGAAUUGCAGACUCUCAAAAUUUCAUCGAUUUAUGAUGGUAUGGAACACAGUGUGGAAGCGCACCUUGAAGUAUAUAUUUUACGCACCAGGAUUGCUUUAUUAUUAUUGUGUUUAGUUACACGUCUUUGAAUAAUAUGCGACAUUGCCGUUUUGGAUGUUUCUGCUGUUUGCCAAAUAAUGGAGCAUUUGUUCUUGUGUGAAUAGGCUCUCGUAUUCUUUGCUACCGUUUUUGUCGAGCAUCUGAAUGCCAAUCGGUUUAAUCGCUUGUAACGGAAAUGUAAAGACAUGAACACACGAACGAUUUCGAAAGCUUAAAUGCAUCCAUAAAUUACGACGGCAUUCCGUCAUAUUCCAACUAGACAGCCAUAUAUACCCUACCAGAUCGACGCCGUGUAAGGUCAUCUCAAGAUUCACAACGGAAGUUGUGAUUUGAUAGAGAUGUGCACCAUCUACAACCUGUGUGAAGCCAAUAUUACCUGACUGCUUGUACAUUUUCGUUUUGGAAGACACUCUCGCGUUUAAUAUACUGGAGAUAACGAAACUAUCGAGAUUUUUGACAACAGGCCAAUCCAUUUUUUCCGGCGUAACCAUUGGUCCAUUAACCUCUUUAUCACUUUGACGUCACAUUAUUGACUUUCAUUUUUAAAUUAAAAGUAAUGUCAUUUUCGUAACCUUAUAUCGA
This is a messenger RNA of Mizuhopecten yessoensis (Yesso scallop), 2607 nucleotides long. RefSeq lists its product as uncharacterized. The transcript is spliced from 2 exons. Lineage: Eukaryota; Metazoa; Mollusca; Bivalvia; Pectinida; Pectinidae. The record is from RefSeq and is a predicted model, not a curated record. Bases 123 to 1925 code for a protein of 600 amino acids.